UCCAUUGUCAAAUCUCCCCCCACCUCCCCGACGUCUCUCUAGUCUCUCCGCUCCCCCGAGCCGAGUAUAAUAAGCUCUGCCACAUCCGAACUCGCUGAACAUUCCACCAGUACUGCCAGUACCAAGAUCCAGCCACCGUCAUUCUGCUGCUGGCAGACCUGGCAGGCAGCUCCCUCCGACAGAUCUCCUGAGCCCCUGUCCCCGGCAAUGGAGCUCUUCCAAGCAGGAGAGGAGCCGGCACACGAUUUCCUCUCGCUCCGCGCCGGAGGCUCGUCGCCGUUCCAGCGCAGGCUGCACUCCGCCCAGCAAGUACUGAAGCCCCUUGAGCCAGCCAAGCAGCGUGACAACGAUGGCAUGGAGGUUGCCGGAGACAUGGCGGUCGUUACGGCGGCAGAUUUGGUGGAGCAUGUGCUGCCAGGUGGCGUUGGGACGUUCAGCAUCAGGCAAGUGACUGACGCUCAGCUGAGGGAAGCAUCGGUCGCUGCCUCCAUGGUGGAGAUCGCACACGCGGCAGGAUCAGGUGCUACUGGUCGUGGUGCUCCGUCUACAAUGUGGCAAGAUUCCGGCAUUGAUAAGAGAUCUAGAGUGUCGAGAGCAGAGGGGAGGAGCAGUGGCAGCAGUGGCGAUCAGGAGCCCAACAGCCCGAGGUCAAAGCAUUCCGCUACCGAGCAGCGGCGGAGGACCAAGAUAAAUGACAGGCUUGACGUGCUUCGGGAACUCCUGCCGAACUGCAAUCAGAAAAGGGAUAAAGCUUCUUUCCUUCUAGAGGUUAUCGAAUACAUAAGGCACUUGCAAGAGAGAUGCCACAAAUAUGAGUCUGCUGUUCCAGACAAGAAUCACGUGGAUGCCAAAUCAAUGCCAUGGGACAAAGUGUACUACAGAUCACGAUGGAUGAAUGCACAGAACAUCAGUCAAGUCCAAGGAGGAGGUUUAUCAACUACUGGAGAACACAUGAACAAAGAACAGCACAGUUCCAAGAGCAUUACAGCUGCACCUGCUCCUCUCUUCAGCACACAAAGUGUAAGAGAAACUAGCACGACCGCCAGUUCCUCCCACAAUAUAACAGAGAGCAGUAUGCCUAGUAAUCAGCCACCGUGGCUGAGUAUGUCAACCAUGAACCAGAACUGUGAUGCAAGCAACAGAACUCUAAGCAAACACGAGCCACCAAGUCAUCACAAUAACAGUCAGAGUCUUUCUAGUGCUUACUCCCAAGGGUUGUUGUAUAAACUGAAAGAAGCACUACAGAAGUCAGGAGUAGAUCCAUCUCAGGCUAACAUAUCUGUAGAGAUCAAUAUGGACAGACGGACACGGGCCAAUGCUCAUGCAGAUGACAAUUCAAAGGCUAACGAAGGCAAAGAACCUAUCCACAUAGCCAAGAGGCUCCGGUGCGACUGAAGCUAGAUCUCUGUCCCAAACUAGACAGCCCAUUCAUCGCAAAGUUCAGACCAGGACUUUGCAGCAGCAAACUACAGCUGAUGCAAUUCUUUUAUUUAUAUUGCAGCUAGAUUUUUUUACUAACCUAAAGCUUCAUCUGUAUACCAAGGAAGCGGCUUUUGGGAGGGCACGAGAGUUCUCCCUGAUUUUUGUCAUUACUGAUUUUGUAAAUGCAGUUCAGAUUCUACAAUGUGUUUGUAUUUCUCCCUCAUUCAACUCAUUCUUUGUAUAGGAUUUGUAUCGAAAGAUAGAAUGCCAAUUCAACUCAUUUGAUAA
This is a messenger RNA of Lolium perenne, 1710 nucleotides long. Its product is annotated as transcription factor BIM2. Gene Ontology annotation, molecular function: protein dimerization activity; DNA-binding transcription factor activity. The record is from RefSeq and is a predicted model, not a curated record. Gene Ontology annotation, biological process: DNA-templated transcription. NCBI's taxonomy places the organism in Eukaryota, Viridiplantae, Streptophyta, Magnoliopsida, Poales, Poaceae.